AUGGCAAAUUCUCUAUACUUCAAGAGGAACUUGGGCUUCAUCAAGGUUUUGGCCAGGGCAGCCAAAGUUCCAGCUUACAUUGGUGGAACGGUCGCUGCCGGUGGCUCUUACGUUGCUUACAAGGUGGAGCAGGCGUCUAAUUACACUUCGGAUAAGGUCAAUGCAAUCAAGGAUUUCACUUCCAACCUCUUUGAUAAGACUGGAGACUUUCUCAAAGGAAUGGGAGGCGAAGGCUCUGAAAGUACAGGCUCCGGCGGUGCUAAUGACGGUGGGGAUAACGCAGCGGCUGUAGGUGCCACUGCAGCUGCUUUGGGACUCACUUCAGAUGAAGAAGAGGAUCUCGAAGGCGAAGAUGAAGAUACGCUUAUUGAUCAAGACGACGAUGAGGAGCUAGACUUGGAGAAUGAUGACACAACAGACGAAAUGCUCAAUUUGACUCGCCAGAUGAUUGAGAUCAGAAAUAUUUUGACUGCUGUAGACAGUCAGUCUGAGACGCUCAAACUUCCGCUGAUUGUGGUCAUUGGCUCCCAAUCUAGUGGUAAGUCUUCUGUUUUGGAACUGAUUGUUGGCCACGAGUUCUUGCCCAAAGGUUCCAAUAUGGUGACCAGACGCCCCAUAGAGUUGACUCUCAUUAAUCUGCCUGAGUCGGCUAGUGAGAUUGCCGAGUUCCCGGCUCUCAAAUUGUACAACCUUACCGAUUUCCAACAAGUCCAGAAGACCCUUUUUGACUUGAACAUGGCUGUUCCCGCCUCUGAAUGCAUACUGAAUGACCCAAUUCAGAUAACUAUCCGCUCACCCAGAGUUCCUGAUUUAUCAUUGGUUGACUUGCCGGGUUACAUCCAAGUUGAAGCUGCGGACCAGCCGAUUGAAUUGAAGCAGAAGAUCAGAGAGCUUUGUAAUCGUUAUCUCGAAGCUCCGAAUAUCAUUUUGGCCAUUUCUGCGGCUGAUGUAGAUUUGGCCAAUUCUUCAGCUUUGAGAGCAGCAAAGCUCUCUGACCCAAGAGGUGAAAGAACUGUUGGGGUUAUUACGAAGCUUGAUUUAGUAGAGCCGGAACGAGCAAGAGCCAUUCUUCUCAACAGAAAAUACCCAUUGAGAAUGGGAUACGUGGGUGUCAUAACUAAGGCUCCAAGUUCGGCUCCUACUGGAGCUGUCGGUCUUUUCAACAGAAAGAAAAUUGGUGGCUACCAGGCGUACGUAGCACAACAGAAUUUCGAAUUUGGCUAUUUCAAAGAAAACAAGGACGCAUUCAUUGGAACCACAACAGGUUCUCGCAAUUUGAAGAAGAAGCUAAUGAAAGUGUUAGAGAAAUCCAUGUCUGCAUCUCUUAGACCUACACAUUUGGCUAUCCAGCAAGAGCUUGAAGAAACUGCGUACCAAUUUAAGGUUGAAUUUAAUGAUAGACCAUUAACUCCGCAAACUUAUUUGGCAAACAACAUCGACUUAUUGAAGGUCGCUACCAAAGAAUUAAGCCGUAAUUUCUCGAGGAAUGAGUUGAGAUCGUUAUUAAAAAACGAAUUGGACCAAAGAGUACUUGACCUCUUGGCCGAGCGCUACUGGAAUAAGCCCUUCGAGCUCAGUGGUUUGGAUUCCCCAUAUUUGUCCUCUGAGCCGGACUUGAGAGAAUUGAGUCAGUUGAAUUACAUCGAUGAAGACAGUUACUGGCACAAGAAAUUGGACUUAGCUACAGGUUCGCUCACAAAGCUAGGUGUGGGCCGGUUGUCUACAUCGUUAGUCACCAAUGCUGUUGUUACAGAAAUUGAUAACUUGGUUGACAGAACACAAUUAUCUAACCACCCAAUGGCAAGGAAAGCAGUAGAAGAGGCAGCCAAGGCUGUGCUCAAGUCCAAAUAUUAUUCCACGGCUGACCAGGUCGAAAAUUGCAUCAAGCCUUACAAGUACGAAGUCGAAAUCGAGGACAGAGAGUGGAAUGCAAGCAAGGACAACGCUGUUAACCUUAUUAAGGAAGAGAUGGCACAAUGUGACACAGCUCAAUCAUCACUUAAAAAUCUUGUUGGUGGACGCAAGCUUCAGCAAGUGGUUACUUACCUUGAGAAAUUGAAGAGUCAAGAGGGGGCCAUCGAUGUGGAUUCGAAUGAGGCACUUGGAUUCUCAAAAAACUUGAUCGAGAAAGGAAAGUAUGCAAUUUUCUUGAAAGAGCGAGCGCAACUCCUCAAGAUGCGCUAUCUGUUCAUCAAAAACUCAAAGAAAUGUAAGAGCAAAGAUAAUAAGUAUCAAUGCCCUGAAAUCUUCUUGGAUGCGGUGUCUACGAAGCUCACAUCUACAGCUAUCCUUUUCUUGAAUGUUGAGUUGCUUAGUGACUUCUACUAUAACUUCCCACGCAAGCUUGACGAAGAAUUCUUUGGUAAUUUGACCAGAGAACAAAUGGAGAGUUUCGCCAAGGAGGACCCUAAGAUCAAGAAGCAUAUUGAGCUACAAGAGCGUAAGGAUCUUCUUGAGGAAGCCUUGAAUAAGAUUGAGGGAGUAUUGGCACUUCAGAGGCAAAAGGGAGAACCUCGUGACAGCAAGUGGUGGUAA
Sungouiella intermedia is the source of this 2535-nucleotide messenger RNA. The record is from the annotation of a GenBank genome assembly. Lineage: Eukaryota; Fungi; Ascomycota; Pichiomycetes; Serinales; Metschnikowiaceae.